AGAGUGUCCUAGGUCCACCUUCUGAGACUCAUUCCACCAUGAAGCUUACCAUCACCUUCCUAGUGUUCUGUGUGGCUCUGCUCAGUGACUCUGGUAUUGCUUUCUUCGUGAACUCAGUGGCCAAAUCUGUGCCAGAACCCGUGGCUGCCGUUGCCCCUGCUGCGGAGGCUGUGGCUGGGGCCAUGCCUAGCCUACCAUUAAGCUACUUGAGCAUCCUGAGGUUCAUCCUGGCUGGCCUGGGCGUUCCGUUGGAUCCCCUCAUAGAGGGUUCCAGGAAGUGUGUCACCGAGCUGGGCCCUGAGUCUGUAGGGGCUGUGAAGACACUGUUGGGGGCCCUGACAGCGUUCGGUUGAGGUGAACCAGGAAUGACUGCCUACCGAGAUGUGCUCUUCAAUGAGAGAUAGAAACCCUACCACUCACGACUUCCUUCUGCCUUAAUAAACGUGACUAGAGCAGCU
Molecule: messenger RNA, 458 nt
Organism: Microtus oregoni (creeping vole)
Lineage: Eukaryota; Metazoa; Chordata; Mammalia; Rodentia; Cricetidae
Gene: Scgb3a1
Product: secretoglobin family 3A member 1
Exons: 3
Coding region: 39-353 (104 amino acids)
Biological process (GO): positive regulation of myoblast fusion
Source: RefSeq, a predicted model, not a curated record